Molecule: messenger RNA, 1164 nt
Organism: Heterocephalus glaber (naked mole-rat)
Lineage: Eukaryota; Metazoa; Chordata; Mammalia; Rodentia; Bathyergidae
Gene: Gsc2
Product: goosecoid homeobox 2
Biological process (GO): regulation of transcription by RNA polymerase II
Cellular component (GO): nucleus
Molecular function (GO): DNA-binding transcription factor activity, RNA polymerase II-specific; RNA polymerase II cis-regulatory region sequence-specific DNA binding
Source: RefSeq, a predicted model, not a curated record
AUGGCGGCGGCGAGGGGCGCGGCCAGCCGCAGGGGCCCGGGGCGGCCCUGCCCCUUCUCCAUCGAGCACAUUCUCUCCAGCCUGCCCGAGCGAAGCCCCCGGGGCCGAGCCGCCCGGCCCCCGCUGCCCGCCGGUCGCCAGAGCCCCGCAGAAUCUGCGGAGCCCGGGGUGCAAGAGGCUGUGCCCUGCGCCUGCUGUUGCUGCUUCGUCCCGCCCGCGACGCCCCGCAGGUCCCCGGAGGCGGCCACCGGGCUGGGCGCGCGGCUGCCGUGGCCGCUGAGGCUGGGGCCCGGGGCGCCCUCGCCCUUGGCCGCGCAGACCGGAGGCUCGGGGGCGCUCCCCAGCGCGGGCGGCCCGGGCCCGCAGAGACGCACGCGUCGCCACCGCACCAUUUUCAGCGAGGAGCAGCUGCAGGCGCUGGAGGCGCUCUUCGUGCAGAACCAGUACCCCGACGUGGGCACGCGUGAGCGCCUGGCCGGCCGCAUCCGCCUGCGCGAGGAACGAGUGGAGGUCUGGUUCAAGAACCGAAGGGCCAAGUGGAGACACCAGAAGCGUGCCUCAGCCUCUGCAAGGCUCCUGGCAGGGCCCAAGAAACCUCCCAAGGAGCGCAGCUGAUGAUGCUGGGAGCUACUCCUGGCCUUGGCGUUGACCUUUGGGGCCUGCACAGAGAGAGGACAGACCUGCAGGAACAGAAGCUAAGGGGGCGCUGCAGCCUUUUCCAUCACUCUCCACAGUUUCUUGCCACCUGGAACUGGUGCUGGGGUGAUGUAACUAGUGUCUGUCUGCUCCACUGGACUGUCGGCUCUCUGAAGGCAGGAACGUCACCGUGGAUGUCAUGUAGUCCCCUGAGGAUCCCAAUGGAUGAAGGAAUAACUGCAUAUUGUAAAAGCAAAAUUGUACUGGGGCAGGAUUUGUUUGUUUGACAUAGUUUGCAACCUCUUUUGGGGAAGAAAUUCCUGAAAAAUGCUUAGACAGUGUUCUGUCCCAUUUCAGUGAGAAUUGGCUCUAUUCUGUGAAGUUCAGUCUGGCAUUUAGGAGCCUAAUAAUCUCUAAUUAGACAUUUCUUUAUUAAACUACUAUCUUGUUCUUUUCAAUUAUCUUUUGUUAGAUAACUGUCAAGAAUUGUCUUAGGAUUCUCUUCUUGCAUAAAGUUUGGUACGUGUA